AUGGUUCCCUUUGCGUCUUACGCCUGGGCCUCCGAAUUGGUGCCACAGAAGUUUCAGGCGGGAAACCGCGCAGGCUGCGGUGUUUAUCGCCGAGGACAUCCCAUAGCACGUCUGCACGGUCGGUCACCGCAACAUUGGAGCACACGUCCCAGCCUUUUACGCGGCAGGCCGUUGAGUGGGUCUUCAGCCGCAGUCAGCCAAAUGCUGAUUGAGGAUCAGCCUGCUCAAACCGCUUGGAGAGCGCAGCUCUCUAAAGGUCUGCUAUCGCAGCUGCACCCAGGCACCUGGAAAGAUUCGAAGGCAGCGGAUGGCAUGGCCACUUUGCAUGGCCAUUUUCCGAAUACCACGCAGCUGGUGAACUCACUCCACUUUCAUGAUCAAACGCGUGUUUUUCUCGCUCCUGUACCCAGCUUGGUGACCUUUUCGUGCUUUCAACAUUACAAUCGAAGGAAAACAGGCAUUUUGAAAGAUAUGGAACCAAGCAACGGUUUUUAA
This is a messenger RNA of Durusdinium trenchii, 495 nucleotides long. Lineage: Eukaryota; Dinophyceae; Suessiales; Symbiodiniaceae. The record is from the annotation of a GenBank genome assembly.